AAAAUGACAGCAAUAAAUCAUUCCACAGUGACUGAGUUCAUCCUCGUUGGGCUAACAGAACAGCCAGAACUCCAGCUGCCCCUCUUCUUCCUCUUCCUAGGAAUAUAUGUGGUCACGGUGGUGGGGAACCUGGGCAUGAUCACACUGAUUGGGCUCAGUUCUCCCCUGCACACCCCCAUGUACUAUUUCCUCAGCAGCUUGUCCUUCAUAGAUUUUUGCCAGUCCUCCAUCAUUACCCCCAAAAUGCUGAUGAACUUUGUAACAGAGAAGAACAUCAUCUCCUACCCUGCAUGCAUGACUCAACUCUAUUUCUUUCUUGUUUUUGUUAUAUCAGAAUGUCAUAUGUUGGCUGUAAUGGCAUAUGAUCGCUACAUAGCCAUCUGUAACCCGUUGCUUUACAAUGUCACCAUGUCUAAUCAGAUCUGCUCCUGGAUGGUAUUUGGGGUAUAUAUCAUGGGCUUGAUGGGUGCCACAGCUCACAUGGGCUGCAUGCUAAGAGUGCUUUUCUGCAAGGCUGAUGUAAUCAACCAUUACUUCUGUGAUCUUUUUCCACUGCUGGAGCUCUCCUGCUCCAGUACUUACAUCAAUGAGGUGGUAGUUUUGUGCUUCAGUGCAUUUAAUAUCCUUACCCCAACCCUGGCCAUCCUUGGCUCAUAUGUCUUCAUCAUUGCUAGCAUCCUCUGUAUCCGCUCGACUGAAGGCAGAUCCAAAGCCUUUAGCACAUGCAGCUCCCACAUCUCAGCCGUUGCUCUCUUCUUUGGUUCUGCAACAUUCAUGUACCUACAGCCAUCAUCAGUCAGUUCCAUGGACCAAGGGAAAGUGUCUUCAGUGUUUUACACCAUAAUUGUGCCCAUGCUGAACCCUUUGAUCUACAGCCUGAGGAAUAAAGAUGUCAAAGUCACCCUAAAUAAAAUCCUUGAAAAAAGAUGUUUCCUGUGA
Molecule: messenger RNA, 939 nt
Organism: Diceros bicornis minor
Lineage: Eukaryota; Metazoa; Chordata; Mammalia; Perissodactyla; Rhinocerotidae
Product: olfactory receptor 8G1-like
Exons: 1
Coding region: 4-939 (311 amino acids)
Biological process (GO): G protein-coupled receptor signaling pathway; sensory perception of smell
Cellular component (GO): membrane
Molecular function (GO): G protein-coupled receptor activity; olfactory receptor activity; odorant binding
Source: RefSeq, a predicted model, not a curated record